Messenger RNA from Lates calcarifer (barramundi perch), 517 nucleotides. RefSeq names its product ATP synthase membrane subunit K, mitochondrial. Lineage: Eukaryota; Metazoa; Chordata; Actinopteri; Centropomidae. The record is from RefSeq and is a predicted model, not a curated record. Bases 114 to 371 code for a protein of 85 amino acids. The transcript is spliced from 3 exons.
ACAAGUCUACACCUUAAAUUGUUCAUUUUAAUGAAGCCUGGGGCCGGGGAGUGACUGUGGGGGGACAGGAGAAACAGUGUAACGUAACGUUUUCAUUCACACUUUCUCCAGAAAUGCCGACGUCUCCUGUUAAAACGCGGAUCCCCCUCACCAGCUUUGGUCAUCUGAUAACAGAGGUGAAGAGACAGCUGCUUGGCAUUGAGGCCCCAGCUUCUGUGGAACUGACUGGUUGGAGGAAAUACUUUAAUAGCUACACUCUGCAGGGUCGUCGAAAUUGUGUCUUGGCUACUUAUGGGAUCUUGGCUGUAACAGCAGCUGCCUACUUCAUGCACAGGCAAAACAAAAAAGAAACGCCCAGUUCCACGGCCUGAAAGAUCAGAGCUCACUCAGUGAUGUUUAUAUUCGCUGAGCAUUAUUUAUGAUGAUGUGAAGAAACAAAAGGAAAUUAUGUGACACUACCUCAGAGAGUGAGAAAGUUGACAGCUGUACCUUUUCUAAAUAAAGGAUAUGUGAUAUA